This is a messenger RNA of Lolium perenne, 507 nucleotides long. The record is from RefSeq and is a predicted model, not a curated record. NCBI's taxonomy places the organism in Eukaryota, Viridiplantae, Streptophyta, Magnoliopsida, Poales, Poaceae.
AUGAGGACGCGCCUCCUAGCGCGACGAAGCCCAUUGCGGGAGGCUCCACCGAAACACCUUCGUCGAGCUCGAGGAGAUGGUUCAUGGGGAGGGCUCCGCCAUGACGUCGUCCACUCCGCCACGCCGCCGCCGACAAGCUCGAGGAGGAGGCACCACAUCGAUCAUAAGUCCGACGGCGAGACCGUCCAGUGGUUGCUGCAGCAGGCAGAGUCAGCCAUCGUUGCCGCCACGGGGACGGGCACCAUCCUAGCGUCAUCCGUCGCGCCCUCGCUCCCGUUGCCCAUCGCCGUCGUCUUCGAUGCCGUUGUGGCCGUGACUGGGCGGCAGGGCGGUGGGCGGCGAUGUCCAGCGCGAGGAGAGGUCAGGGCGAGAGGUUCCAUGUUCUCCUGCUGCGAGGCCAAUCUCAGCAACGCGCCACCUCUUGAUGUUGUUGUUGUUGUUUUCCCUGAUGCCGAUGGUUCGUCUGUCGCGCCCGAGCCGUACGGCGGCAGAGUUCAAUGCGGGUGA